Molecule: messenger RNA, 676 nt
Organism: Notechis scutatus (mainland tiger snake)
Lineage: Eukaryota; Metazoa; Chordata; Lepidosauria; Squamata; Elapidae
Source: RefSeq, a predicted model, not a curated record
GGUGUUCCAGAGAAGAAGACGCUUCCCAUCACCGUCCCCAAGUCCCCGGCUUUUGCCUUGAAAAACAAAGUGGGUGCCCUGGUUAGAGAGGAGAAGAAAGAAAAGCUGAAGGAGGAGAUGAAGCGCCAGAAAGAAGCUGCCGUCUUCAAAGCCCAACCCAGCCAGGUGCUACACCAGGAGCCUUUCCUUCCCAAGAAAGACAGCAAGCUGCUUUUAGCCCCCGAUCCCUUCGUGCUGGCCACCGAACUACGGGCCAAGGAGCGUCUGGAGUUCGAGAAUCGGCUGGCCGAGCUGGAGGCGGAGAAGGCCCGGCUUCAGGAGGCCACCCGGAGGGUGGAGGAGGAACGAGCCAAAGAGGAGAGGGCCAAGCUGCGAGAAGAGCUGGUGCACAAGGCCAACCCCAUCCGCAAAUACGCCAAUGUGGAAAUCAAGCCCAGCGACCACCCACUGACCGUGCCGCAAUCUCCCAAUUUCUCCGAUAGGUUUCAGCGUUGAGCCCUGACGCCCGUCCGACUGCACACUCAGAAACUUCUUCUUUUUCUGGUCUCUUUUUUUUUGAGACUUCUUGUCCGUCCCCACCCCCCAGUUCUCCCCUCCAAAAAAAGCAGCCCAGUUUGAUCAGUUUUAUCAUACCUUUGAGUGAGUCUUUUGUAUUUGCAUUAAAUAAAAAAAUAUA